Molecule: messenger RNA, 867 nt
Organism: Mya arenaria
Lineage: Eukaryota; Metazoa; Mollusca; Bivalvia; Myida; Myidae
Product: muscarinic acetylcholine receptor M2-like
Exons: 4
Coding region: 1-867 (288 amino acids)
Biological process (GO): adenylate cyclase-activating adrenergic receptor signaling pathway
Cellular component (GO): membrane
Molecular function (GO): G protein-coupled receptor activity
Source: RefSeq, a predicted model, not a curated record
AUGGCGUCGUCAAUGGAGAAUAGCUCAAAUCUCAAACAGCAAGACGAGUUAUACUUAACUAUCACUUGGGACAAGAUUUUAAUCGGUAUAGUUCUUUAUAUGGUAACAUUAGUUACAAUCCUGGGUAACAUACUCGUGCUGGUUGCGGUGAAAAUUAAUCGGAGGCUGCAGACAACGUUUAAUUACUACAUUGUGAACCUUGCGAUCACUGACGUUGCCGUUGGCCUAACUGCAAUGAGCUUCCAGGCGACGUUUAUUGUGUUCGGACGCUGGCCAUUUGGGGAGGUCCUCUGUGCUCUCUGGAUUUUCUUUGAUUACGGAAUGACGUUUGUGUCUGUGUUCACGCUGAUCCUGAUAUCCAUUGACCGGUUCUGGUCCAUCGCAUGGGCGCUGCAAUACCGCCACAGACACACCAAGCGGAAGUGCAUUCUCUCCAUUCUUGCUGUCUGGGGUUUUAUGUUGCUGCUAUGGGUUCCUGCGUGGAUCGCUGACCGGGUGAGGUAUAGCGAACCCGGUGUCUGUUUCUGGGACCCCUCCCUAAACAAGGAGUUUGUUUUCAUCGUAGCGAUCCUGGGCCACCAUGGUCCAUACUGUAUCAUGAUAUUCUGCUAUACGUACGUAUUUAUAUUCAUGCGAAAAAGGUCCAAGAUCACAGACGUGAGUUUCAAAAGUGACACUAAGACAGUGACGCAGACAAUCACAGUGUCUACUGUGUCAAAUGACUACAACGAACCUUCUACGUCGAAAGUUACCAAUGUGGUCAAGAUCAAUGUUAAACCAAAACAAAGCAAGUCUCUGUCACAGAAUCAAUUUGAGUCGAAGUUUUCAAACCAUUUAGAAGUUCCAACUACCAAAACUGAGACCUAA